Zootermopsis nevadensis is the source of this 1365-nucleotide messenger RNA. Lineage: Eukaryota; Metazoa; Arthropoda; Insecta; Blattodea; Termopsidae. The record is from RefSeq and is a predicted model, not a curated record.
AUGGUAAAAGGGCCUAACCGCAUCCAGUUUCACAACAGUCCAAAUGACCUUCAAAUGAUGUCGGAUGCCCCAGUAUAUCAUUUAUUUUGUUUGCUUUGGCCAGUUGAUCCAAAUCAGAAAUCUUUACCAGAAGUUCUUAUAGUUAUUCAUGUGUCUAAGAACUCUGUAGCGGAUGGCUUGUCAAGAGGUAGAAGAGCAUCAGGUGAUCUUAUUCCCUGGACUGUGGCGCAGCAGUUUCAAGAUCAUGAUUUCCCCAUGCUGUCUGGUGCAAGGGUAGUAAGGAUAGCGACACAUCCAGACUAUCAGGGGAUGGGAUAUGGUAGCAGAGCUCUCUCCUUGCUGAAACAGUAUUAUGAAUUAAAGAUUCCAAGUGUUGAGGAGGAUCAGAUGCCUCAAGAACACAUUGAGAGUGUUACAGAUCAGAAUGUGGGCCUUUUGGAGGAAAGGAUAGAACCAAGAAAAUCGCUCCCUCCACUGCUCUUAAAAUUGAGUGAGAGACCACCAGAGCAUCUGCAGUACCUUGAAGUGUCAUUUGGGCUCACAGCAACUCUCCUUAAAUUCUGGAAAAGAGUAGAGUUUGUACCAGUUUAUUUGAGGCAAUUGUUCUUGGCCUACGCCUGCAAUACAAAACUGUGGAUAAUUCCGCAUCAGAGUUGGAGCUACCAACAUCACAACUCUUGGGCCUCUUCAACUGAACAAUUCGUCGACGUGUUCAGUAUCUAACAGGCAUUCUGGAACACUCCAUAGAACUGGGUCUAGUCCGAUCAAGAACUGAUGUCACAUUGAACCCCGUUGCCGAGAGCAUGCAUGAUGAGUUAGAGGAGGCAGCAAAGGAACUGAAGCUCAAACAACAACAGGAACUGAAAAAACUGACGCAAUUAAAGGUUCAGAAGAAGAAUGGUUACAAGCACUGGGCUCAUCAGGAAAGAAACAGAAAUAUAUUAUUUCUGUCAAAAGGUGACGUAUCAGUAAGUCAAUUUAAAAAAUAAUCUACAUUAUCGAUUUACCUCCUGCGUUCUCGUAUGCAAGAUUUGUCGAUUAUUAUUUUUACGUAGUUCCCUUGAAAUAUAAGUAGGUGUUUCACUUUACCUUUUAUGGUUUUUAGUUACAUAAACAACAUAUGUUCAUGAAGUAACAUGCAAUACUUACAUUGUAAGAAAAUUACGGUUUUGAGUUUUCAGUGGUGAGAAGCGGCCAACUGACGAAGAACUGUUUGAGAAACCUUCCAAAAUGAAACCUGAUCAUUAAUGUUUAUCUAGUCACAUCUUGAUUUUCACAAAUGAAUACAAGUCACAUGUGUAUAUAAGCUUGACUUGACUUUAAGAAGUAAAUAGAAUUAAUGUCUCAUUUAUAAGUAGCAUCAAA